Molecule: messenger RNA, 1206 nt
Organism: Aspergillus puulaauensis
Lineage: Eukaryota; Fungi; Ascomycota; Eurotiomycetes; Eurotiales; Aspergillaceae
Gene: ERD1
Product: EXS domain-containing protein
Exons: 5
Coding region: 1-1206 (401 amino acids)
Cellular component (GO): cytoplasm; membrane
Source: RefSeq, a predicted model, not a curated record
AUGGGUCCUGAUCAGCGUGCCCAUCUGGAUGGAUUCAGUCUAUUCCUACCUUUUCCCUCUCGCGUUGCCGUCAUAUUGCUAGCAGGAUUCUGGGGCUGGGGUGCCAAUAUUCACCGUCUCCAGCAACACAAUAUCGACCUUCUCGCCUUGAUCCGGUAUCGCACUUCUCAGUCGUCAAACCAACGACCACCCCACGUCUCGACCUAUCGCUUUGCCGGCCUCUUGACCUUUCCUCUUCUAUUGUCGCUCCUCAUCUUUUGGCCAGUUACCCAUGGUUCCAGAGAAUGGGUCGAAACCGUUGAUUACAUUCCGCAAGCAUAUCUCUUCAUCCUCUUUGUCCUCCUUCUCCUUCCCCUCAAUCGUCUGGCACGGUCUGGACGGCGCAGGUUCCUCGCGACACUUCGGCGGAUCAGUAUCGGUGGGCUCGCAGAACCUCAAGAUGGCAAAUUCGGCGACAUUUUGCUGGCUGAUGCCCUCACAAGUUAUGCCAAAGUUAUCGCAGACCUCGUGGUUACGUUUUGCAUGUUCUUCAGCUCGGAUACAUCAAGCACAUCAAAGCCAGACCGACACUGCGGCUCAGACUACGUGGUUCCUCUAGUCAUUGCCUUGCCCAGUAUGAUCCGACUAAGACAAUGUCUGAUCGAAUAUGUUCGCGUACGCCGAACAAGUUCGAAGAACGGGGGCAGUGGUGGACAGCAUUUAGCCAACGCUCUGAAAUAUGCUACUGCAUUCCCAGUUAUUGCGCUCGCCGCUAAAUUGAGGAACUACAGUCCUUUCCUCUUCUAUGGAAUAAGCGAAGUGACACUCAACAGGCUCCUGUACUUCUUUACUCUCAUCAACUCUUCGUACUCGUUCUAUUGGGAUAUCACAAAGGAUUGGGACUUGACCUUGUUCUCAGAAGCACGAAACGAUAACGAAUAUCCAUUCGGACUACGUCGCUAUCGCCAUUUCACAGAUCAACAGUACUAUAUGGCCAUUGCUAUUGAUUUCGCUAUCCGCUUUUCAUGGAUGACGAAAUUUUUCCCAGGCUUUUCCUGGCUCAGCGACACAGAGUUCGGGCUUUUCUUGCUCAUGUUCCUCGAGGUUGCCCGCCGAUGGAUGUGGGUUUUCCUUCGAGCAGAAGCUGAGUGGAUCAGGAACAGUCGUGGACCAGCCCCGCAUGACGUCCUACUCGGAGAAUACAACGGCAAGCUGGAUGCAGAUUGA